This is a messenger RNA of Macrobrachium nipponense, 3696 nucleotides long. RefSeq lists its product as uncharacterized. Gene Ontology annotation, molecular function: nucleic acid binding; zinc ion binding. The record is from RefSeq and is a predicted model, not a curated record. Lineage: Eukaryota; Metazoa; Arthropoda; Malacostraca; Decapoda; Palaemonidae. The transcript has a single exon. Bases 1 to 3696 code for a protein of 1231 amino acids. Gene Ontology annotation, biological process: DNA integration.
AUGGCGCAUUUGGGUAAUAUAGCAGCAUUUGACAAAUUCGAGGACUUUGAAGAUUAUGUCGAAAGGUUUGAUCAGUUCUGCUUAGCAAAUGACAUAACAGAGGAAGAUAAGAAACGGGCAGUUUUCUUGAGCGCCGUCGGCGCUCCUACAUAUGGACUUCUGAAGACAUUGCUUGCCCCUAAUAAGCCCUCAUCAAGGACUUAUCGAGAACUUACUGAGCUUUUGAAAAAUCACCUCCACCCAAAACCCAUCCUGAUAGCUGAACGUUUCAAGUUUUACAAUAGGAAACAACGUCCAGGAGAAUCCAUCACUGAUUAUGCAACGGAGCAACGGAAAUUGGCGGAAACAUGUCAGUUUGGUGCUUUUCAAGAGGAAGUUUUAAGAGACUUGUUUGUUAUUGGAUUGGCCAACCGCUCGGCACAGAGGAAACUAUUAAGUGAACAGGAGCUUGACUUAAAGAAAGCAUUUUCGAUUGCUUUAAGUCAGGAAAUGGCUGAUGAAAACGUCACGAAGAUUCAGGGUCAAACUCAGGAGGUAAAAAAAGUUGUUGGGCCGAAAGCUUCUCUCCUUGAGUGUUACCGUUGCGGGAAGACAAACCAUAAGGCUGAUGUUUGUUUCCAUAAGGAUACUGAGUGUAAUGGGUGUCAUAAAAAAGGACACCUUCGUAGAAUGUGCCGAAUGGAAAAUCACACCACAGUCAAUCGAAAUUGGAAAUAUGGAAGACAAGGAAGGAAACGAUCGACGGUCAACAUGGCAGAGGAGGAGACCAGCUGCUCGAAAGAAGAAACUACAGAGUGCAAACUACAGGAUGAAUUGGUGCAUACAUUGAAAUACUGUGUUAAGAAAAUGAAAGCAAGACAUAAUAAGGUUCCAGAGAUAAUAGUGAAAGUUAAAUUAAAUGGGAUACCAAUUGAUAUGGAAUUGGACACGGGAGCUUCGGUGUCACUGAUAAGUGAAGAGUUCUACACUAAACAUCUGAAAAAUACAGUACUUCAAUCCAGCGAUAUUGUGCUGAAAACCAUGACGGGAGAAAAAAUAGAAGUCGUCGGAAUAUGCUAUGUAACUAUGGAAGUUCAUGGACACAGAGUGGAGGAAGUGCCAUUGUAUGUGGUACAGGGGAAUGGACCUGCCUUAUUCGGUAGGGACUGGCUGCAUUUUGCGAAAUUUGACUGGAAAAAGUUUGCUGUAAAUCAUCUGCAUUCUGGUAUUCUGAAAACCUCAAAGUUAGAAGAACUGUUAAGGAAAUAUGGUGAUGUCUUUGAUGGUGAACUGGGUACAGCCAAGAAUAUAAAGGCUCAUAUUCGUGUGAGAAAGGAUGCAAAACCAAUCUUUUAUAAAGCGAGGACAGUUCCUUAUGCAAUCAGGGAUGCUGUGAAUGCAGAACUUAAAAGACUAGAAUUGGAAGGAAUUAUUGAGAAAGUUGACUAUAGUGAGUGGGCGGCACCGAUAGUGCCCGUUUCAAAAGACAAUGGUUCUAUUAGGAUCUGUGGUGACUUCAAGGUCACCAUAAAUCGUUAUGUGGAAAACCCUGAACAUCCAAUGCCAAAUCCAGAUGAACUAUACCAGCGACUGAACGGUGGAAAAACUUUCUCAAAGUUAGAUUUAUCGCAAGCUUAUCAGCAAGUGGAAUUAGAUGAGGAAUCUAGGAAAUAUGUGACGAUUAACACACCACUUGGUUUGUACCGAUAUACACGUUUACCAUAUGGUGUCUCAGCAGCACCACAACUUUUUCAGUCUUUAAUGGAUAAAGUUCUGCAAGGAGUGCCUUGUGGAUGCAACAUAGAUGAUAUUAGUCUUACUGGGAGAACCGAAGCUGAACAUUUACACAAUCUUGAAAAGGUACUUGAGCGGUUGCACAUCAAUGGGUUGAAAUGUAAUUUGUCGAAAUGUGAAUUUAUGAAGCCCUCCUUGAAAUAUUUGAGUUUCAUUGUAGAUGAAGAGGGUAUUCAUAUGACGGAGGAUGCCAUUGCAGCAGUCACGGAGGCACCAAGGCCAGAAUCAAGGUCUGAAAUGCAAUCCUUCCUGGGGCUGGUAAACCAUUACCGUCGCUAUGUGCCAAAUCUCUCAUCAGUCGCAGCGCCUCUCACGGAAUUACUGCAUAAAGACAGAAAAUGGCAUUGGUCACUAGAGUGUGAAAGAGCUUUUACAGAGAUUAAAAAAAUGCUGACCACUGAAACAGGAGUAUUAGUGCACUAUGAUUUGAGUAAACCUGUGACGUUGGCAGUAGAUGCAUCACCCAAAGGACUUGGAGCAGUGCUUUCCCAUAUCACCAGUAACGGAGAAAGACCAAUUGCUUAUGCAUCAAGAAUGUUAACACCCACUGAACGUAACUAUUCCCAAAUUGAGCGUGAGGGAUUGGCAAUCAUCUUUGGACUCCGGAAGUUUCAUCAAUAUUUAUAUGGUCGUAAAUUCACCCUUAUUACAGAUAACAAACCACUGUCAUACAUUCUGGGACCCAAGAAGGGCAUUCCAGUCCUUGCAGCUGCAAGAAUACAACGCUGGGCUAUACAGUUAGCAGCUUAUGAUUAUGACAUUGAAUUACGUCGUUCAAGUGACAAUGGAAAUGCUGAUGCACUCUCACGGUUGCCUUUACCAGAUUGUGACUCUGAUGCAUCAGAUAAGCAUGUAAACUGGACACAAGAAGCAACUGCAUUUAACAUGCACCAGGUGAACUCUCUUCCUGUAACUGCGAAAUCUGUUGCAAGGGAAACUUUGCAUGAUGCUGUACUGGCUAGAGCUUUAUAUUAUACACGAAAUGAAUGGCCAGAAGUACACCCAAUGAAAUCAGUUACAACUAUGAAUACCAUCGAGAUCAUGCGGCGGGUAUUUGCUCAGCAUGGGGUUUGUGUAGAGCUCGUGUCUGAUAAUGGAAGACAGUUUGUGGCUGAGGAAUUUAAAGAGUUCAUGACCCAAAAUGGUGUAAAGCAUAUACUGAUACCCGCUUAUCACCCAAGCAGUAAUGGGCAGGCCGAAAAUACAGUAAGAACAUUCAAACAAGGAAUGAAAAGGGCGAUGAGAACAUUACAAUCGUGUAAUACAUCUUUAAAUACCAAGUUGUGCCAAUUUCUACUGACUUACCGAACUACACCUCACUGUACAACAAAACGCACGCCUGCAGAGCUCAUGGGUCGGCAGUUACGCACACGCCUUGAUUUACUACACCCAGAUGCAUCUCAGCGAAUUGAAAGAAAAGCCUCAGAGAACGAGAAACCAAUGAGGGAACUCGAUAUAGGGGACGUGGUACUGGUUCGGGAUUAUCGUCAAAAUACCAAGAAGGGCAUAUGGACUCGAGGAGUUGUGGUUCUUAAAUUGGGUCCAUGCACAUACAAUGUACAAGUGGACGGUAACUUAAUAUGGAAGAGGCAUAUUGAUCAAAUGAGACUGAUCUCCCAUGAUUCUCAAGAUAACAAAAAUGAACUUUUAGCACGUGAUUCUUCAGAGUUGGUCAGCUAUCCAGACCCGCCAUUACCAAAAGAGUUCAUAAAUACUCGUGAAGAGUUAGGCGAUGCAGUUGCAGGUGCAGAGAAGAAUGAAUUCCCAAAUGUAGAAGAAAAGGAGGCGGCAGCUGCAGAAGAACUAUCGGGAAAUGAAAAUGGUAAAACUUCUGAUGGCUCACCUGAUAGAUCGAUAUCUGAAUUACCAAAACUUCGAAGGUCUACCAGACAAAGUAGACCACCUGACUAUUUUAGAAUGUAA